AUGGGAGAUUCAAUAUCGCCCCUGGGAGCCAUUACCUUGCCUCUGACUAUGGGGACCCCGCCGAGAUCGAAGACCAUAAUGACCACUUUCCUGGUGGUCGACCAUCCCACCGCUUACAAUGCCAUACUAGGUCGACCGACCCUCAACAAGGUCAGAGCCGUCGUCUCAACCUACUACCAAACCGUCAAAUUCCUGACUCGCGAGGGGGUCGGGGAAGUCACCGGAAGCCCCCGAGAGUCCAGGCGCUGCUACCUUACCUCCGUCUCAUUAGGCAAGAGAACCAGGGCCGAGGCACCCUUGGAAGAUCCACGGGAAGCGAAGAAACUGGCUCCUCAUCCCGAGCCGAGGGGAUCCACUGUUGACGUUCCUUUGCAGGAAGCGCGGCCGAACCAAACGGUUAGGGUCGGAUCGGAACUACCCGAACGGGAACGGGAACAGCUCGUCGGUCUUCUGCGGGAAAAUGCCGACAUCUUCGCCUGGUCCCCAUCGGACAUGGGGGGGGUCGACCCAGUGGUCGCGGAGCAUCAUCUCAAUAUCCCACCUGACGCUCGCCCAGUGAAGCAAAAGCCCCGGCGCCACGCCCCUGACCAACAACGCGGCAUACAAGAGGAGGUGGACCGACUCUUAGCGGUAGGCUUCAUAGAAGAAGCCAAGUAUCCUCAGUGGUUGUCCAAUAUCGACCAGCUAGUCGACGCGACGGCGGGGCAUGCACGCCUCUCUUUCAUGGACGCCUAUUCAGGGUACAACCAGAUCAAGAUGGCGCUCGAAGAUAGAGAACAUACGGCUUUCCUCACCGAUCAAGGGAUAUACUUCUACAAGGUCAUGCCGUUCGGGUUAAAAAAUGCCGGGGCCACAUACCAGAGGACGGUAAACAAGAUGUUUGCCCAUCAAAUCGGCAGAAACAUGGAAGUCUACGUGGACGACAUGAUUGUGAAAAGCCGAGAGGCCGGAACGCACCUUGCCGACCUGGCCGAGGCCUUCGCCACGCUGCGCAAGUUCGGCAUGCGGCUCAACCCCACAAAGUGCGCUUUCGGCGUCACCUCCGGGAAGUUCCUAGGAUUCAUUCGAUUCAACGGAAGACUUGUCGCCCUGUCCCGCUUCCUCGCCCGAUCGGGCGAUCGCUGCCUCCCGUUCUUCAAGGCGCUCAAAAACCCGAAGAAUUUCCAAUGGACAUUGGAAUGCGAGGAGGCUUUAAAGCAGAUAAAGCAACACCUGGCCAGCCUCCCUCGGCUCGCCUCUGUCUCCCCCGGCGAGAAGCUGGGACUCUACCUAGCAGCCUCCCCGCAUGCGGUCAGCUCCGUCCUUGUCAAGGAAAGCUCCGGCCCGCAACUCCCGAUCUACUACGUCAGCCACGUCCUGAGUGGACCUGAAGAGCGCUACCCGCCGAUAGAAAAACUCGCACUCGCCCUGAUGCUCUCGGCUCGGAAGUUGCGCCCUUACUUCCAGGCGCACCCGGUGGAAGUCAUCACCGACCAGCCUCUCCGGCAGGUCUUAACAAAAUUCGAUGUUGCAGGUCGGCUCCUCCGAUGGGCGGUGGAGCUCGGUGAACAUGAUAUCAGUUACGUACCCAGGACCGCCAUGAAGGCCCAGGCGGUAGCCGACUUCGUCGCGGAGUUAGCUCCGAUAGACAGAGAUCCCGAGCAAACCCCCGAGGCUUGGAUCCUACACGUGGACGGCUCGGCCAACUCGAGUGGUGCCGGAGCGGGGCUGGUCCUCCUCGCCCCUGACGGACGCUCGUUCGAGCGUUCCCUCCGCUUCAGGUUUAAAGCCACUAAUAACGAUGCGGAAUACGAGGCACUCCUAGCGGGAUUGAGGCUGGCCCUCGAGAUGCAGGUGGACGCAAUACAUGUCCUCACCGACUCGCAACUUGUGGCCAAACAGCUCAGCGGUGGAUAUGAAGCUCGGGACGCAACCAUGGCCAAAUACCUGGCACGGGUAAGAGACCUAACCGCGAGAUUCCCUUACUUUACAUUAUCUAAUGUUCCGAGGGAGGAAAACGAGCGAGCCGAUGCGCUCGCUAAGCUGGCGUCAAGACAAACCCCCGAAGCGUGGCCAGAGAUUGAGGAGCUCCCCGCUCGUGCCAUCGAAGUAGCGACUAUGGCCCCAGGCGGUGCGCCGACCACGUGGGUGCAAGAGUUGCUGCGCUUCAAGCGGGAUGGAACUCUCCCCCUCGACGAAGUCGCAGCUCGGCGUCUGCGCCGCACACACGCGUGGUACGCCGAGGAGAGUGGUCGCCUUUACAAACGGUCCUUCACCCAUCCCCUCCUGCGAUGCUUGGAGCCUGACGAAGCACGGACAGUCCUGGCCGAAACUCACGAGGGGGUCUGCGGCGAACACAUCGGCGGACGAACCUUGGCGCACAAGAUACUCCGCCAAGGCUACUACUGGCCAACCAUGUGCCGAGAUGCGAAAGCCUACUGGGGGCUGGACCUCCUCGGUCCCUUCCCACCGGCUUCUGGACAGCAGAAGUACAUAAUUGUAGGAGUAGACUACUUCACAAAGUGGGUCGAGGCCGAGCCACUGGCGACGAUCACGGAACAUCAGAUGGAGAAAUUCGUGUGGAAGAACCUGGUAACUCGGUUCGGGUUGCCCAGGGCCAUUAUCACCGACAACGGACCUCAGUUCGCAGGCACAUGGUUCCGGGAAUUCUGCGCCGGUCAUGGCAUUCAACUAAGGUUCAGCUCGGUGGCCCACCCUCAGACGAACGGGUUGGCCGAGGUAACCAACAAGUCCAUCUUAGAUGGCCUCAAAAGAAGAGUGUCUGCGGCCCGAUCGACCUGGACGGACGAGCUCCCCAGUGUGUUAUGGUCGCUGCGCACCACUCCCAAGACUGCGACCGGAGAAUCCCCGUACAGCUUGACGUUCGGAACCGAGGCCAUCCUACCACCCGAGAUGGCUAUUGCCACGCUUCGAACGAGGAGCUACGACGAGGAAGCCUCGAACCAGGGACUUCGCGCCAGCCUCGACAUGCUCGAGGAGCGACGCACCGACGCGCACCUGAAGGCCCUCUCUCACCAGAGAGCCGUCGCCAGGGUCUACAACAGAAAGGUACGACCCCGACCGAUCAAGUUAGGCGAUCUAGUCCUACGAAGGGCCGAGGUCAGCAACCCGACCCGAACGAGGGGGAAGCUGGCCCCCAAGUGGGAGGGACCAUAUCGGGUCGCCGGCGUGGUCCAACCGGGUACGUAUCGGCUCACAGCGAUGGACGGUUCCUCCUUGCCGAGAACGUGGAACAUCCAGAACCUUAAAAAGUUCUUUGUCUGA
Molecule: messenger RNA, 3264 nt
Organism: Musa acuminata AAA Group (dessert banana)
Lineage: Eukaryota; Viridiplantae; Streptophyta; Magnoliopsida; Zingiberales; Musaceae
Exons: 4
Coding region: 1-3264 (1087 amino acids)
Biological process (GO): DNA integration
Molecular function (GO): RNA-DNA hybrid ribonuclease activity; nucleic acid binding
Source: RefSeq, a predicted model, not a curated record